Molecule: messenger RNA, 4362 nt
Organism: Chroicocephalus ridibundus (black-headed gull)
Lineage: Eukaryota; Metazoa; Chordata; Aves; Charadriiformes; Laridae
Gene: RAB4A
Product: RAB4A, member RAS oncogene family
Exons: 8
Coding region: 179-835 (218 amino acids)
Biological process (GO): regulation of endocytosis; Rab protein signal transduction; vesicle-mediated transport
Cellular component (GO): insulin-responsive compartment; plasma membrane; postsynaptic recycling endosome
Molecular function (GO): GTPase activity; GTP binding
Source: RefSeq, a predicted model, not a curated record
GGUACCGCCCCCCCCGGCGGCGGCGGAGGGCGAGGCGGCCUGGGUGCGCGUGCGCAGCGGUGGCCGUUGGUGGCGGGGCUGAGGCGGGCCGGGGCACCGGUGGCCUGUCCGCUUCCCUGCCGGCCCGCCCGCCUCCGCCCGACAGCAUCCUCCCCGGGCAGGGCUCAUCGCUCCUGAUAUGUCGCAGACUGCCAUGUCCGAGACCUACGAUUUCCUGUUUAAGUUCUUGGUCAUAGGAAAUGCUGGAACUGGAAAGUCCUGUUUACUACAUCAAUUUAUUGAAAAGAAAUUCAAAGAUGACUCAAAUCAUACUAUAGGAGUGGAAUUUGGUUCGAAGAUCAUAAAUGUUGGUGGUAAAUAUGUAAAAUUGCAGAUAUGGGAUACAGCAGGACAAGAGAGAUUCAGGUCUGUAACAAGGAGUUACUAUAGAGGAGCUGCAGGUGCUUUGCUUGUCUAUGAUAUAACCAGCCGAGAAACCUACAAUGCACUUACUAAUUGGCUGACGGAUGCAAGAAUGUUAGCAAGUCAAAAUAUUGUGAUAAUACUGUGUGGAAACAAAAAAGAUCUUGAUGCAGAUCGUGAAGUUACUUUUUUAGAAGCAUCCCGGUUUGCACAAGAAAAUGAGCUGAUGUUCUUGGAAACAAGUGCACUAACAGGGGAAAAUGUUGAAGAGGCCUUUGUACAGUGUGCAAGAAAAAUACUCAAUAAAAUUGAAUCAGGAGAAUUGGAUCCAGAAAGAAUGGGCUCAGGUAUUCAGUAUGGAGAUGCUGCCUUGAGACAGCUGAGAUCACCACGCAGAGCACAAGCACAAAGUGCUCAAGAAUGUGGGUGUUAAAGAAACGAAACACAAAUUCCCAAAUAUUCAUUUUAGAUACAGAAGCUGUCCUUGCAAAUGGCGUUUGAAGAAACAGACGAAGCUUGAAGGCUAUGCAGUUUUUAAAAACAUCUUUCCGCUAUCUACGAACAAAGCAGACCACUGCUGACAGAAAGGUGUACCCUGUGAUGUGGGGCAGGAGUGUUCACAUGACACAAAAGUCUGCAAAGCAAACUUGAUAAUUUGGUGGACAAUAUUAAGACUCAUAGCUGUAUGUAAACAUUUUCCAUUACCUAUUUUUGUUCUUUCGCCUCUGGUUUAAAGCAUUGCUAUAUACUGUAAAUAAUGUAAUAGUAAAUUUACAAAGCAUGGUAUACUUAUGUAUGCUGAUAGAAUGUUGCACUAUGAGCAGUUUAAUAGUUUAUUUUUUUAUCAUAUAAACAAAUUUAACUGAGGUAGGCUUUGUCAUGUUUGUUUGUUGCACAAUAGUUUAUAUUUAUGACCUGAAUUAUAAAACCACUGGCACUGUCAAUGAGGGGCAGUUGUUUUAUUUUUCUCUUACUUCAGUUUGCCACAUUCUAAUAAGCUGUUGACAUGACUGAUUCUCAACAUAUGGUUAGGACCCAUAUUUAUGUUUACUAAUAUGUCAAGUUCAAAAAGUAACUUUCAUUGAUGUUCACAUAUUCUGUUUUAUCACAGUUAUUUAAUAACUUCUGAAGCUUUUAGCAAAUUUCAAAAGUUUAGAAAAAAUACUUCUAAGUCUCUCAAAUGGCUGUUGACUGACUGGGAUUUUGGAAUUUUCUGUUUUCUUGGUCCUGAUGUUUUCUAUAGCGCUGGCAUCAUGAAGGUGGGAUGUAUAUGUGAACAGAACUGUACAUCUUCUGUGUGUGUUGUAAUUCUAGGGCAGGGGCAUGGGCUUACGGGGAAUUGUCACAGCAGGAGUUCUCCUAACCUCUUAUCACAAAUGGAGCAGUCAGCACAUAGAAAUAUGAUCUCUGUUGAAGCAUAGUACAGACUGAACCCAAAUGAGGAGUUCUAAAGUAGCCUGAAUGCAUGAAAUUUAAAAUACUCAUUUAUUUUUUCUUAAACACUCAUAAAUUACAAUUAAGAACUUGAAUUUUAAAAUUAGAUUUGAAAAUUGGGAACUUGCAGUCUGGCUUGCUGGAGCUCUACUUUUGAACUUCAUGUGAGCGCACUGUAUGUAAUGCUGUCCACAUUGCCCCCAGGAGACUUGUGUGAUGGAAGGAAAAAAAAACAAGUGUACUACUUAAGUAGUUCUUUCUUCCUGUGAAACUCAUCGAGGGGAAUUUCAGCCUUGGUACUGAUUUUUUUUUUUCCUAUGUUAAAACACACAAUUCAGACUUUCUUUCCUGCCCCCAUUUUAUUGUGGGGAAGAGGCACGGGGCAAGAGACUAGGAAUCCUGUCCUCAUUUCUCAGUGGGAGACUGAAGAGGAAGAAACUUGCACAGGGUCCAAGAGGGAGGACUGAACCACAAGUAUUGCAUAUCAUUUUUAUGGUGCCAUGACAACUAAUCAGGUAAGAGACCUGGGGCUUUUGUUGUGCCAGAUAAGGAGCUGCAGAAUUAAGCUGGUGUUUCUGGAGGUAGCUGAAUUGAGGAGGGGCGAUUUCACUUGCACUGAUGGAGAUCGCUAGUGACAUUUUUACGUAGUUACUCGUAAAACCAGAAAUGGGAUGCCUCCUUGGAAGUGCAAAUCAACACAAAAUAAUUAAUUUGAUCAGAACCUAGUAUUGAAAUUCCAAGGUCAAACAUGCUCUAUUAUUUUCUAUAUAUGAAUCGUUUGUAUUUGAGGGUCACCUGUCAAAUGCACGUUUAAAAACUAAACCAGGAAACUGAACUGGUGCUGUAAUUUAGAGGGCAGUUAAAGCACAAGAGCAAAGCAAGAAUGCUACACAGAGAUGUACCAUAUUUUGUGGAAUUUGUGUUUAAAGCUGUUACCUUUAUGCUGACACUUUUGGUUCAAAUGGAUGCUUAGCUGAAAAUUAGACAUUUUAGGUGAUCUCUGAAUUAAAAGGAAUUCAUUUUGCUUCAUACUUUAAAAGCCUGGGUUUUGUUUUAAAAAGGCUGUUGAUUCUAAAGACUUUGAUGUUAUAGUUCUCUCCUACAUAUCUUAUUAAGAUUUCAGAUUGGAUUUGUAACAAUUGUUCCCAAGGAGUAUUCUCUUCCUGGUAAGAGUGUAAAGUAUUUUUGAAGCAGCUUAACUGUGCAUUUAGCAGAAUAUCAAAGAACUCCAAUGAAACUUACCUGUCUUAAUCCUUACACAACUUGUUUUGGCUUCCACUACUCAGGACUGGAAGUAAUUACCAAAAGCAAGUCCUGAGAAGUAGACAUUUGAUGAAGUUGUCUCCACAACCAGUCUAAAUGGCAUAUUAACAACUGAGAUGUUUUUCUGCCAGAGUUGGGGAGGGAAGGGUGUUUGUUUCAAAACCCAAACCAGUUCUGGAAUGCUGGGAAAAGAUGGUAUUUUUGGAAGUCUGUUCCCCCCCGCCCCACUUACCACAAUCUAAUCAGGUUUCUUGGUACACUCACAAAAGUGAAAGCUGGGUACUUAUUUAUCAGCUAAGACAUAGCACAAGUAAAGCUAAAGGUCUGUCUCUUGUCACUGUUACGAUGGUUGAAGUGGGCUUGGCUGCUGAUCAAAACUUCUUUCCAUUAUCACAGUAGCAGCUGAAAGGAGCAGGGGACUGUUACUUAAUUCCAUUGCUUUUAAAUAGAAAUGUUAGGAGUUUGGCAGGGAUUUUCUUAUACUUCUUCCCGUCCUUUUCCCUUUCCAUACAAGACUGGCCUCUUUUGUAUACUUGGUUCUUAUGAUCGUUGUAGUCAAGUGUCUGUGGUUAAGAAGCAGUAAGCACAGUUUCAUUCUUUCUAUAACCGACUGUCUUAAGCUGUCCCCUUCCUACCUGGAAGGAGAGAGUAGCGUCAUUAUAAUGAGUUUUGACAUGUUUUUACCUUUUUUUUUUUUAAUGUAUACUCUUACUGUAUACACAUUAACCAGGUUAAUGUGCACAUUUUGUAGUAUUGCAACCUUUUAUGCGUAUCUACUGACAUUUUAAAAAGAAACUUUCUAAAAGCGCAACUCCCGAGGAAAAUACUGUUGGAAGCAAUAGCUCUCACCAGUGCAAGCUAUAUUGUUUACUGUUUCUCCUCUGAGGGUUUUUUAUUUCUGAAAAUAAAAAUCAUGCCCAUAACAGCCCUAGAGUAGAUUAAGCUUUAGCAUUAUAGUUCAUACAGCAAACCAAACCUAGCUCACCUAAACAAACAGUAAGUGGUAAAUAGUUUAAGUUAUGUAUGUUUUUAGUGUAAAAUUCUUACUUUACCAAAGCGAGAUGGCUUGGAGUUUUACAUGAAAUAAUACUGGGUACCUGUAUCCUAGAAUUUAUUGGAUGUGGAGCUUUAGCUGUUCAGAUCUUUAAAAGAUUUAAAUGUCUUAUUAAAGCCUAUGUCUUGCCUUUUAAUCAGUCUGUUGGCCUACACUAUUUCAUUUAAUGCUUGUAUCAGCACCAAAUAAAGAAUCUUUCUUGAUUUUUC